AUGGCGAUGGCCGCGGGUCUUGUGAUUUCAGUAGCACUUAUAAUGGGGAUUCUAUCGUUGACAGCGUACAGAGGAAAGGACCCCAUAACCAUGCUGAAUGGGGUGGUCUUAAGGGACCUGCAAAUUUCUCAGGAUGUGCCUAAACUCACUAUGGAUUUGAAUCUCUCUGUGAAGAACCCCAACAAGUAUGCCUUCAGGCCCACAAAAAACACUGCAUUCUUGCUCUAUAGAGGUGUUAUGGUCGGGGAGGCGGUCAUAGAAGUCGGGGAGAUAGCCCCCGGCGCCACUAAAUCCACGACCGUCACGCUCACCAUUUUGGCUGAGCGUAUGCAGGGGAACCCCGCCAUUCAUAUGGACGUGGCAGGGGGUAUGGUGCCCUUCAACACUUACACCAAAAUCUCCGGCAAAGUGAAGGUUUUCCGCCUGGUCGGUGUCACUGUGAUCUCCACCGGCUUAUGUGGUUUAGAUGUCGAUGUCCAGAGCAAGACUAUUGGGGACCCCAAGUGCGCAUAG
This is a messenger RNA of Prunus persica (peach), 513 nucleotides long. RefSeq lists its product as uncharacterized. Bases 1 to 513 code for a protein of 170 amino acids. The record is from RefSeq and is a predicted model, not a curated record. Lineage: Eukaryota; Viridiplantae; Streptophyta; Magnoliopsida; Rosales; Rosaceae. The transcript has a single exon.